AUGACUGGUGAAAUAAUUCCUUUAAAAAGUUUGUCAGGUUUAUCAUCAGAAAUGAUAGUUGAAUUAAAAUCUAUUUUGGAUCAAUUUAUUCCAUUAAUUAGAUGGUUUGAUCUUUCUGCAAAUGAAUUCUUUCAAGAUGUUUACCCUUUCGAAAAAAUUUUACCUAAAUCAAUCUUUCAGGAUAUUUUACGUCAUCACAUGAAUUCAUCUACCUUUAAUUCUAAUUUAACUUUGAAUAGAUCAAUGCAAAAUUUACCACUUUUAGAUUCUAUUAUCAUAGAUCAAAAUCACGUUAACACAAUAGCAAGUUGGGUAGAUAAAAAAGAUUAUAAUUAUUACGAAAAUCGACGUCCUCCUUACAAAUUAUCUCUAUUAUUAAGAGCAAGCAGAGAUGGUUUUAGUGCUGACACAUUUCAUAAAUUAUGUGAUAAGAAAGGUCCUACAAUAGUAAUUUCAAAAGUAUUUCAAACUGGUCAAAUAAUAGGUGCUUUUACUCCAAUCAAUUUCGAACAAGGAUUUCCAAUAAGAUGUAACGAUAGUUGGCUAAGUACGACUGAUAGUUUCAUAUUUUCUUUCAAGAAUAAUCAACAAAUUAAUGCUAAUAAUGUUAGCAUAGCGAGAGUGGCUGAUAAACAUAAAGCAAUUUAUUAUAAUUCAAAUUUUGGUCCGGGAUGGGGUGGAAUUGAUUUAAUAUUUAUUAAUAAUCAAGCUAGAAGUAACGGAUUUAAAACUUAUCCAGGUAUUAGAAGUUUUAUCAACGCAAUUAAUAAGAUUGAUGAUUAUGAGGUGUUUCAAAUUACGAAAACAUAG
Dentiscutata erythropus is the source of this 810-nucleotide messenger RNA. The record is from the annotation of a GenBank genome assembly. NCBI's taxonomy places the organism in Eukaryota, Fungi, Glomeromycota, Glomeromycetes, Diversisporales, Gigasporaceae.